Ruditapes philippinarum (Manila clam) is the source of this 2416-nucleotide messenger RNA. RefSeq names its product ubinuclein-1-like. Gene Ontology annotation, cellular component: nucleus. The record is from RefSeq and is a predicted model, not a curated record. NCBI's taxonomy places the organism in Eukaryota, Metazoa, Mollusca, Bivalvia, Venerida, Veneridae. Bases 113 to 2416 code for a protein of 767 amino acids. The transcript is spliced from 15 exons.
ACUUUGACGUCACAGCCUCAUUAUGGCGGCAGAUUUACUAUUUCGAUUCAUGUGAGAAAACAUCAGAUUAGUGAAUAUCUUGGGGAUAAAUGGAAGUGACAAACCUUCAAAUAUGGAAGGACCUAAAAGACUUGAAUUCACAACACUCGGACCCCCGGGCAAGCCAGAAAAGAAAGACGUGACCCCCAAAACAUAUCGGUUCGACUUGGACAUACCAGAGUCAACUGACACCACAUGCCCGGAGUUUUUCUACACGGAGUUACUGAAAACAAUACCGGGUGCUGAAGAUAAACCAAAGUCAUCAGCUGACCCGUUUGAUGAUGAUGAUGCAGAUAAGCUUGCUGCAAUUGCUAAAAGCUUUGAGGACAAAUAUAACAAACCAAGUACUGGGAAAAAGAAGAAGAAAAGAAAAUGGCAAGAUAAUUAUUAUCUGGAACAACUUGGAGAAGGAUAUGAUGAAAAUGAUACGUUCAUUGAUAAUUCUGAAGCCUAUGAUGAAGUGCUGCCGGAAACCAUGACAACGAAACUCGGAGGAUUCUAUAUUAACUCUGGACGUCUUGAAUUGAAAGAAAUGUCUGACUCUUCAGAAGAUGAAUUUAGAUCUCCGUUGCCUGUAAAGAAGAAUAAAAAACGGAGAAUUUCGUCUGAUGAGGAUUCUGAUGGUGAGAAAGUUGUAAAGAAAAAGAAGAUCAAAGAUUCAUUAUCGGUAGAUGGUGAGGUGAAGAAAAAGAAAAAGAAGAAGCUGAUCAUUCCGCCAGGAGAAAAACCCAUAAAGAAAGUCAAAAUAAAGGAUAAGGUCAAAGAUGGAAAGUCGAAUGCUGUCAGUGCAUUAAUCAAAACGACGUCGCCUAACUUGAAUGGUGACAGUAUUGAGAAUGGUGUAAUCAGUUCCGACAGUGAUGUGAGUGACGAGGCUAAAAGUCAGAUGAAAUCUAACAUCUCCAUGGUGAUUGAUUCUGUGAUUGCCAUGGCAGCCAAUGACUCGAGCAGUCGGGGAGAUUUUGAAGAGACAAUGCCAAAGAAAGAUAUUGAUCCGGAGAGCAUUCCAAAACUUCCGCCAGGUCUGCCAUCGGGAAUGGAUAAAAAAAUUGAGCAACUGAAAAAUCAUGCAAUGGAGUCUCAAGAUGGCAAAUGUAAAUUCUUCACUGAUGAUGUCAACAAACAGUUACUUGAGGUUGAGAUAGCAUCGAAACAGAUGAGUGUUGGUAACAGGUCGGCCAUGUUUGGUCACCUGGCUGCAUUCCUACCUUGCAGUAAAGAUACGUUAUUAAAACGUGCCAAAACUUUACUAGUCAAGGAGUUAGAAGACAAGAUAAAAGCGCCACUGGACAAACUCAAAGAUGCUGUCAAUAGAAUAAUGCCAGCACUCAUAGAGAAAUUUGAGGAGGACAGUAAAAAGGCAGCUUUAGAAAAACUUGAAGAAGGAAACAAGGAACCAGUUAAAGAUGACAAGGAGAAAGAAACUGGGAAAGAAGAUGCUGCUACUGAGAGUGAUGAGGAGGAGAAAACAAACCAGUCUGAUGUUACCAAGAAACGCCAGACUGGUCCCAGGAAAAAGUUUGUCUGGGAUAGUGAAGUUAGAUCGUUGUUAUGUGAUGUUGUACAAGUUAAGAUGCGUACUUACAUGAUGUCAAAGGGGAAGUCACAGACUGCAGAGGAGUUCUGUAAGAAUUUCCUCGAGCAAGAUGUCCGUCCAAUUUGGCCAAAGGGUUGGAUGCAGACUCGGGUUCUUUAUAAAGAAAGCAGAGCACCCCAUUCAGGGGGGCCCCUAAUCCGAAAUACUGUGGUUAAAACUACAAGUGUAAAUAUUAACAAUGCUAAACCAGUUGUGAGUAGUCAGCAAAGUACGCCAAACGUUGCGUCCAAGAAAGUGAUACCCACAAUUCUUGAUUUUGCAAACAGUAAUACAGGAAGUGCAAGUGAUUUAUCUCUUAUAAGAAGUUCUUUACAAGGAAGUGCGGAAAAACCAUCGCCAUCAAUGAUUAAGAUUAGUGAUAUGAGAUUAUCAGGACCGAAAAAAACGGACAGCUCUUGGGAUCAUAUGGCACAGGCUCAGACCAGUAGCCAGAGUUUUACUGUACCAAGUGUCCAAAGGUCCUCAGUCCAAGGAACCCCCAGUCCUAAGGUUACCUCACCCCAUGGGCAACCUCAACACAGAUGGAGUCCAAGCUCUUCAAUUCAGGAGUUACAAGCCAGAUUACAAAGUGCUGCUGGGAUGCAGCCAAAACCAUAUACAAUGCCAGUAACCAGCCCUCAGGCUAUACCAGGGUACCAGAGUGUGAAACUUUCCAGUCUGACACCAGAACAGAUACAGUCAUAUCAAGCAGUCUGGACUAAGAUUGAGCCGGCUGGCUGCAGUAGAUUUACCAAUGCGACCAGUGCAGACGAAGAUCAGCUGGCCAACUAUGUCAUGUGA